AUGGAGAACUCCUGGGGCGGAAGAAUCCCCGACGAGUACUUCUCCAGCAUCCACGAGGAGAUUCUUCAUGGCCGCAACAAGAACCCGCAAGCAGCUUGCAGAUUUGCCGAACACCUUCUCGAGGUAACAUGUCAACUGCACACCAUAUCGGACUUUUCACUCACUAACGCCCUAAUAGUACGAAUACCUCCCAAUCCACAUCCGCGCCUCGUGUCAUAUGCUACUUAGCCGUGGAGCCGGCCAUGCAGGAGUUCUCGACAUCGGCCAUGCAAAGGAAGCGUACCGCCUACUCGAGCAAUUCACAUACGCCAACUACAAACACAUCUCCGACGAGGACUGGAAGAACCGCAUGCACUGGAUGUACAAGAUGAGAAGGGCAAUUCAGAAUCGGCAAACGGAGAUCAGGAAGCAAGAGGAGCAGGCGAAGGGAGAAAAGAUAACAAAAAAGUUGAAUAGGAGAGUCUACAUGCACACGAACGAGCAGGGAAAGACGGAAUUUGGCAUGAAGGAAUUUGGAAUCGGAAGCGGGGAUCGGGGUGGAUGUCGGGGUAUGGGCCUCGAGGACCCGUUUGUCGAUAUUCCUUCGACGGAGAUGGCCGCAAACGAAGAGGAAGGAUGGAAUACCGCAUCGGCUCGAAUCAGCACGCCUCCUCCACCCGAGUCUCAGGCCUCAGAACCGGACGACAUUCUGACCUCGCGCUGCAACUUCCUAUCAAGCGAACAGGUCACGCCACCAGCACCACUAUUCGCGACACGGAAGACAGCCUCAUCAAGUCACAGCUCUCUUCGGCCUUUCCAUCGACCUCAGACUCCGCGCACAGUGCCAACACACGAGGCUACAUACUCACAUACGCGGAGCAUCUCUCUCUCCCACCCCAGCACACCAACACCGCAACAACCCCUCCGUAAGUCCAGCACGCGUGAAACCACCAAACCUCCAGCCUCCACACUCCCUCCGUCACGUACAUCCCAUCUGUGUCAUCCACCCGGAUCCUGUACUCCCUCACCAACCCGUCAACCUCCCAGCAUACCACCACGCACAGCAAAACUUCCUAAAACAUUGACCCCAAGUCCUCCCUCAGGAACUCCAAAUCCACCACGCCGCACGAGGGAGACGAGUUGGAGGGACGCUCCCAACCCCAUUACUGCUCUGCUCAAGGAGUUAGAAGCGAAGGGGGAGGCGCUUCGGAAGUGGAUUUAG
This is a messenger RNA of Lecanosticta acicola, 1201 nucleotides long. The record is from the annotation of a GenBank genome assembly. Lineage: Eukaryota; Fungi; Ascomycota; Dothideomycetes; Mycosphaerellales; Mycosphaerellaceae.